Molecule: messenger RNA, 3349 nt
Organism: Micropterus salmoides (largemouth bass)
Lineage: Eukaryota; Metazoa; Chordata; Actinopteri; Centrarchiformes; Centrarchidae
Product: intestinal mucin-like protein
Exons: 18
Coding region: 30-3221 (1063 amino acids)
Cellular component (GO): extracellular matrix
Molecular function (GO): protein binding
Source: RefSeq, a predicted model, not a curated record
ACUAUAGGAUCAGAGUACAAUGUUGCAAAAUGGUAGAUGAACCAUGUACAACUACUCCCGUCACUACUAAACCUAGUACUACAACUGAAGUUCCAACUACAACCACAGAAUCUACAACACCAGUUCCAACCACAACAACAUCUAAAUCUACAACUCCAACUGAACCUACUACUACAACUGAAGUGACAACUACAAUCACAAGAUCGACAACACCACUAACUAAACCUACUGCUACAACUGAAGCGACAACGAUAACAACACCAAAGACUACAACAACCCCAACUGAAUCUACUGCUACAACUGAAGCGCCAACUACAUCCACAAUGUCUACAACACCACCUACUAAACCUACAACAACACCAACUGAACCUACUACUACAACUGAAGUGCCAACUACAACCACAAUGUCUUCAACACCACAUACUGUACCUACAACAACAACUGAAGUUCCAUCUACAACCACAGAAUCUACAACACCGGUUCCAACCACAACAACAUCUAAAUCUACAACUCCAACUGAACCUACUACUACAACUGAAGUGACAACUACAAUCACAAGAUCGACAACACCACUAACUAAACCUACUGCUACAACUGAAGUUCCAAUUACAACCACAGAAUCUACAACACCAGUUCCAACCCCAACAACAUCUAAAUCUACAACACCACCUGAACCUACUACUACAACUAAAGUGACAACUACAACCACAAGAUCGACAACACCACUAACUAAACCUACUGCUACAACUGAAGUUCCAACUACAACAACAUCUAAAUCUACAACACCACCUGAACCUACUACUACAACUGAAGUGCCAACUACAACCACAAUGUCAACAACACCACCAACUGAACUUACUACUACCACCACAACAAGCAUAUUGACAACACCUACUAACCGGACAACCACAUUCAACACAUCUAAAUCUGCAUCCACCCCAACCACUACUCCUCAACCUUCACCACCUUCUUGCCCUCGCUGGAAAAUUGUGCAAAAUGAGACAUUUCGUCUGGACAACUGCACCAUGGCCAGAUGCAUUGGGAACAACAGGAUUGAUAUAAUUCCUCUUGAAUGUCCACCCAUAGCGAACAUCACUUGUGCCAAUAAAAAUAAACCAGUUCUUGUGUACGAUGAGUACCACUGCUGCCAACAUUACGCUUGUGACUGUGUAUGUACAGGCUGGGGAGAUCCUCAUUACAUCACAUUUGAUGGACUUUACUACACUUAUCAAGGAAACUGUACUUAUGUCUUGAUGGAAGAGAUUUCACCAAAAUAUAACUUGAAGAUUUAUAUUGACAAUGUCUUUUGUGCUCUCACUGACAAUGUUUCUUGUCCUCGAUCUAUAAUUGUAUUUUAUGGAUCACAUUUUUUCAAACUGAAGAAUCAUAACGUCAUUGGAGCACCAGAGUUGGAGGUGCUCAAAGAUGAAGCACCUCUGAAACUACCUUAUUCACAACAAGGUGUUACAAUUUCGAAUUCUGGUAUUAACCUGGUGUUGGAGAUCCCUGACAUAAAAGUGGUAAUUCGUUUUGGAAUAACUGGCUUUAGUGUUGCCCUUCCCUUUCAGUUUUUUGGCAGAAACACACAGGGACAUUGUGGAACAUGCAAUAACAACCAGACUGAUGACUGCAUGUUGCCUGGAGGCAGGUUUGUGAAAAGCUGUGCAGAGAUGGCCAACUAUUGGGUUGCAAUAAACAUUUCCCAACCCAACUGCCCAUCUGUACCGCCGUCUCCGUCAUCCAGUCCAUGCCAGAGAAAGCCAGACUCCAUGUGUAAGCUGCUGAAGAGCAGUGUCUUUGCAGAGUGCCAUCGCUUUGUCUCUCCUGACAAUUUCUACCAAGGCUGUGUUUUUGAUAGCUGCUAUGUUUCCAACCCAAAUGUGGAAUGCUCAAGUUUGCAGACUUAUGCUGCUGCCUGUGCUCAGGCUGGGGUUUGCCUUCAGUGGAGGAAUCACACCACACUGUGUGCCAGUGACUGCCCAUCAAACAAAGUUUACAAGCCAUGUGGUCCUGCAGAACAGCGAACCUGUGAAGACUGUCCUGACAAACUCACCAAGAAGUUCAUUACUGAGGGCUGCUUUUGUCCUGAUGGAAUGACACUCUUCAGCAAAUACUCUGACAAAUGUGUUGAAAAUUGUGGAUGUCUUGAUCCUGAGGGCAUUCCUCGUAAGUUGAAUGAGAUAUUUGGGUACAAAUGCCUAAACUGCAUCUGUGAGGAGUCCACCAAGACUGUGUCUUGCAAGCCUAAGGUGUGCCCACCACCACCUCUAAUAAACUGCACUGGUCCAGGGUUCGUUAUUGUCCAACAACCGGAUCCCAUAGACCCCUGCUGUUCUACAUAUGUUUGCCAAUGUCACAGCAACACUUGCCCAGUCACCAGCAUGAACUGUCAGGUUGGAUUUACUUCCGUUGUCAGUGUUCCUGAAGGGAAAUGCUGUCCAGAACAUACAUUUGAGCCUAAAGGAGUUUGUGUCCACGAAGGAAGUGAAUACCAGCCUCGUUCUUCGGUUCCUGGUCCUACAUGUCAGAGUUGCACCUGUACCAAUGAGGUGGACCCAAGUUCUAAACUAUUCAAAAUAGUUUGUGAGUUUCAGCAAUGUGAUAAAAAUUGUGAAAAGGGAUAUGAAUAUGUGCGAACUGAUUCGGACAAAUGCUGUGGAAAGUGUGUACAGACACAGUGUGUCGUCAAUAUUAAUGGUACCAAGCAACUCUUGAUGCAAGGACAAAUCUGGUCACCACCUGAGAAUAAGUGUGAGCACUACACAUGUGUUAAGAGUGGUGAGACUUUAACAAUGACCAGAUCACACAUUGUCUGCCCGCCAUUUGAGCAGAGAAACUGCCAACCUGACACAAUACAGACUGCAGCAAAUGGCUGUUGUAAAAUUUGUGUGGAGAGGGAAAAGGCCUGCAAAUUACAAUCCAUGGAAACUCAGAUUAUGUUUGGGAACUGUCAGUCAUACCAGGAAGUAAAUAUGACCUAUUGUGAAGGAUCCUGCAACACUUUCACCAAGUACUCUGAAAAAGCAGCGACUCUGCAGCAUUCUUGCUCCUGCUGUAAGGAGACACGCUCCAGCAAUCGCACCAUUGACUUGCACUGCCUGAAUGGAGAUGUGGUUCCCUACAUAUACAUCCAUGUGGAGGAGUGUAGCUGUAGCCCCACAGACUGCACCACAGCUGCUGGACAACCUGCUCGCAGGAGGCGACGCUUCACACUAGUGUAAUAAAAAUAUGUCAUCACAUUAGUGGAUGUGGGAUGUAGAAGUUUAAUCCCAUAUUGUUUUCACAAUUAUUGCAUCUCCUACAAAAUAAUUGUCAUUGUAGAAAGAGUAUUUAUCUGUUGAUCAAAUAA